Molecule: messenger RNA, 1552 nt
Organism: Polyodon spathula (Mississippi paddlefish)
Lineage: Eukaryota; Metazoa; Chordata; Actinopteri; Acipenseriformes; Polyodontidae
Product: spondin-2-like
Exons: 6
Coding region: 101-1084 (327 amino acids)
Biological process (GO): cell adhesion
Cellular component (GO): extracellular matrix
Source: RefSeq, a predicted model, not a curated record
GUGGUACUUGGUCUAAGGGAAGCAAAGAAGCAAAGGGGACUGCACACAGCAACCUCUACACAACAGGCACCUUGCCUUUCAAUCAUCUUCGGUCCUGAUUAUGUUAGCAGAGCUUCUCCCUCAAGGUUGGCUGCAGAGGACCCUGGCAGUGAUGCUGUGGUUGUCAUGUGGCAGCGCUCUCCAGCAAGCCAAUCAGACGGCAUGCACAGCCAGUAGCCCUGCCACUUACAUAAUGGUCUUUACUGGGCUUUGGAAUCCAACAACAUUCCCCAAGCAGUAUCCUAUGUUCAGACCUCCUGCCCAGUGGUCCAAACUCAUAGCGGUCAGCCAUAGCAGCAGAUUCCACCUGUGGCAGGAGGGCUCCCUGGCCAGUCAGGGGGUGCAGAUGUUUGCAGAGAGGGGGGUGACUGCCGCUCUCAUCAAAGAGAUCAAGGAGGUGAAGAAGAGUAUGAGGAGUGUCCACGGUGUGUUCAGGGCUCCGGGCAUCUCUAACGGAAUCGGGCACACGUCCACAGAGCUGCACAUGCAGCCCAGGAGCCCUCGGCUGUCUCUGAUGGGGAAAAUCGUUCCAAGCCCUGAUUGGUUUGUUGGGGUUGACAGCCUUGAUCUUUGUGAAGGAGGCCAGUGGGUACAGGAAGUAUCACUUGACCUUUAUCCAUAUGAUGCGGGGACAGACAGUGGCUUCACCUUUUCAUCCCCAAACUAUCUCACAGUGCCACAGGAAAACAUCACUCAGAUCACGUCGCAGAACCCAAACCACCCCGCUAACUCGUUCUACUACCCCAAACUGGCAAAACUGCCCCCUCUGGCCAGGGUGACCCUGACACGGCAGACUGGGCACUUGCCCGGGCACAAGCAGUUCUCCAACCACAUCCUCCGAGAGGCUGGCAGCAAGCGCCUCUCAGAGACGCCCCUGGACUGUGAGGUGUCAAGAUGGUCCUCGUGGGGCCUGUGUCUGGAGAAGUGCGGCAGACCGGGGACCCGUCACAGAACACGCUACAUCCUGCUCCAACCGGCCAAUAGCGGAACUGCGUGCCCGGACCUAGAGGAGGGGGAAACAUGUUCCUCUGAGAAUUGCAUCUGAGCCAGGACUACCCUGGGAUGGGAGGGGUGGGGGGGGGGAUCCCAACAGACAGAAACAGAUAGCAUUCAGGAAAAUUCAACACCCCCCCUCGACUCCACAAUCUAAACAGACCCUCUUGCUUUGAUAUGUGAAUUCAGAGCUCACAUAGAAAAGGUGUCAGUAGGUUAAUGCACUAGCCUCUUACCUCUGGAGUCCUGGGUGACAAGGAGGGACGGUUGUUAAGAUCAGGUUUGAGGUGCACUGGAGUAGUUAUUGAAGGAGGCUCAUAUAAUGUAAUAUAGCACAGCACCAUCCACAUUGUGCCUGUAUACAGCCUGUGCCAAUGUUCCUCACAAACUAUUCACCAGCAGCAUCAAUAUUCUUUUCUUAAUGGGGCAUUUACUGUAAAUACCAAUAAAAUAGUAGUUUGUAUUGUAGUCCUUUAAACCCACACAGACACCUCAUUUAUAAGGGAGUGGGUUAAGCAAU